Lasiodiplodia theobromae is the source of this 822-nucleotide messenger RNA. Its product is annotated as Enoyl- hydratase isomerase. Gene Ontology annotation, biological process: fatty acid beta-oxidation. Bases 1 to 822 code for a protein of 273 amino acids. The record is from RefSeq and is a predicted model, not a curated record. The transcript has 2 exons. Lineage: Eukaryota; Fungi; Ascomycota; Dothideomycetes; Botryosphaeriales; Botryosphaeriaceae. Gene Ontology annotation, cellular component: peroxisomal matrix.
AUGUCUGUCGAUCCCGUUCAAGCCGUGACCCUUGAGAUCCGCGGAAAGAUCGCCAUCAUCACUCUCAACCAGGAGAAGAAACUCAAUGCCCUGUCCCAGGACCUAUACUACCGCAUCGCCCAGCUGCUCAACGACAUCGCCCAGCGCGACGACAUCUACAUCACCCUCCUCGCCGCCAAGGGCCGUUUCUUCUCUGCUGGCGCCGAUGUUUCCAUUUCGCGUUCCACCCCUGACGCUGAAACCGAAGUCAGACGUCACUGGCUGAAGAACUUUGUCGCCAACAACCUCUUCGUGACGCGCGCCUUCUACACCCACCCCAAGAUCCUGAUCACCGCCCUCAACGGCCCUGCCGUCGGCCUCUCCGCGGCCCUCAUUGCCUUCUCCGACUUUAUUUACGCCACGCCCUCUGCCUACAUUCUUACUCCUUUCUCCUCCCUCGGCCUUGUUGCCGAGGGCGGCGCCUCCCGGGCUUUUGUUCAGCGCCUCGGCAUUUCCAAGGCCAACGAGGCCCUCAUUAUGAGCAAGAAGAUCACAGCUGAAGAGUUGGAACGGACAGGCUUUGUGAACAAGGUCAUCGAUACCAAGGGCGACAGCGACAAGUUCAGGGAUGCGGUGCUGGCGGAAAUUGAUGACCGGCUGGGCAGUCACUUGAACCAAGACAGUCUGCUGGGGAUCAAGGCCCUGAUCCGGAAGCCGGAGAGGGACGCUUUUGAUAAGCAGAACGUGGAGGAGGUGUUUGGUGGACUGGAGAGAUUUGCGGCAGGGAUUCCGCAAGAGGAGUUCCGGAAGCUGGCGAGUGGAGAGAAGAAGCACAAGUUGUAA